AUGUCCCAAAGGACCGCUGCACCUUACGCCAAGCGAGCCAGUUUCUGUCAAAGCAGGGGGCGACGGUCCGGUGGCUUCGCGUUGACUGUUUCUCGGAAAGCGUGGAAGGCAAGUCCCCCCCCCCCCAUGUGUCAUUCAUCUUUUUUAAAAAAACAACAACACCUCUCUUCUCUUUUCUCCCUAGCCGCAAGGGGAAUGGCCAGCGAUUCGGGGAUCGAAAGCUGAAACCAGAUUUCUCCGUCGCUGAGGUGAGUUACCACAUUUAUAUUCCGGAGACCGGGAUUCGGAUUUUUCCAACGUAGUGUCUGAAUGUCUGGGUGUUCUUUCAGCAAGUUUUACUUCAGAUUUGCCAGUCCUAUUCGCGAGGUCAGAGGGAAAUAAAAUGAGCACCCAAACAUGCAUGAUCUGAUGAAGUGGAUUUAAGUCCAUAAAGGCUUGGAGAGCAUAAUAAAUAUGACAGGUCUUUACGAGCUUCAUCUUGAGUAGGGAGAAGUCCUUAUAACCUUUAGUCAAAUUUACUUCUAGUUACGCGUGCAGAGAAUUCUAUCACAUCUCAUCCUUAUUUCAAAAGUAAGUCUCAGCGGAUACAGUGGGGCCGAUUCUGUAGUUACAGCCUCUGGUUUAGAUCCUGAUCAUCUUAAUUUGACAGCAGGUUGGGCUGCUUGUCCCAAGCAAACGCUUUUGUAGGAUCGGCGAGCUACACCUUGAUCCUGUGCACGUUUGUUCACCAGUAAAGGCUAGAAGGGCUCGCUCCCUCCCGUGGCCGCGACUUUAGCCAGAGCAUCAUUCCUUUCCAGACCACAAACAACCGCAGAUUCUGUACAAUCCUAAAUCGCCUCUCUCCUCCUCUUCCCCAUCUGAAAAUCUCUCCUCGGUAUGACCUCAUGGAUGGAGCUGGUGGUUGUUUGUAGAUUUAUUUUCUUCUCUCUUUUUUUGCCGCGUGCCGCGUGUCUUUCUUCUAACCGGGCUCAUAAAAUAGAUACCCGGGAGGGCCGCAUAGGUGCAGACAGUGCUGCUCGCGAGUUAACUGCCACGGGGUCUAUUGGAGCUUUUAUUCCACAGCAAGCGUGCCUAGGAUCGCAACCCCAUAGCCGCGAAAUAGAGAGCAAAUGCAGAGAGACCCAACUUUGGACGAGGACCACCCCACUUCCCCCGGGCUUGGAUGCCUCUCAGAAGUUAAUGAGACGUUAAAUUUGGAGACAAGCCUCCCUAGGAAGGUGAGUGUGCUUUUCUGGAAUCCCGAGGCUACAGCCACUGGCGCUAGCUAGAGCGGCUGAUCCAAGCAAGUCGCGCGCCGGCGGGAAAAUCCGCGGAGCGCAGCGAACCGUGGCUCUCAACAUUCCAGGCGACAAGAGCCUAGACGCGUUUGGAGGGAUGAUCUCAGGACGGGGCAAACCGGCGCGCUGGCCUAGGCGCAACUGACUGAGCCUGCUGCGGGCAGAGAGAAGCAGACGUGGGCUCCGGAUCGAAGUUAAGUUUCCAGGGCUGCCGGCCAAACUAGCUACCCCCUCUUCUCACCUCCCUAUCCCCAGGGUUUCUUUCCAUCAUAUAUAUAUAUAUAUAUAUAUAUAUAUAUAUAUAUAUAUAUGAUAUAUAUACCAUUUAUAUAUAUGAUAUAUAUACCAUUUAUAUAUAUGAUAUAUAUAUCAUAUAUAUAUAUAUAUAUAUAUAUAUAUAUAUAUAUAUAUAUAUAUAUAUAUAUCCCCCACCCGGCCACGUUCACCUUCAAUCAGGUUUGAGAAACAGAAUCUUCAUCCAAAAUUUAAAAAUGGCUCAGCUUGCUGUUGUAAUUAGCUCGGCAUCCUAUAGAAAACAUCUGGCCCAAAUGUGGGCUGUCAUUUGCCAGCCUCGCUUGGUCAAGCCCCCAAAAACCCAGAUUCCGCGAUCUUUCCCGACAUAUUGCAGGACGAGGGUGGGGGAGUUAAAAAUGCCCCAGUAACCUGGAUAGGGAAGAGGUUAUUGCAGGUGAUUCAGUGGAUCAUCACCAUCGUUUAUGCGACGUCCUUGCUUUCCAUUUAGGAAACUGAAAGAAAAUAUGCUGGAAGAUAGCUUGCUCUUUAUUACAAAAUGCGCAGUUUGCAUUCAUUCGGACUUUUAUUUAUCUGCUGUAUCUCUUUUCACUCCCAAGACUCGCUGCCGGUUCAUCAUCUUCCAUCGUUUCCAUAUUUCUUCCAUUAAAUCACCCUCUUGGUGGGUCUGCUCUUGUUUUUGAGGCUAUUAUUAGCCUCCUGCCAUGGCUCGAACGCGAAGCGAUGGGAGGACCGCCAAAGCUCUGAUUCACCCGCUCCUUCCCAGCAGUAUUGGCCAUGCAGCCCUCUCCACCCAUCGCGGAAGUCGUAUAGGCACUUCCGGAGGAGGGCCAAGGGGGGUGGUGGCAUUUAACACCACGAAAAGCAGGCUAAUAGGUCUUCUCCUUUGUGUCUGCAUGAGAAAUGUGUCUAUAUGAGACAGUUACCCUUAAACAAGGGGAUGCAAAAUCCUCACACACACAACUGAGCAAUGUUGGUGAUGUUGCCGUUGCCCUCCUCCACUGUAAGCCACAAACUUUUUGAGUGUGUCUUGGGAUCGGAUUGAGAUAACUCCAUACUUGGUUUGGAGGCUGAUUUGCAAUAACCCAAUAACCUUCCUGUUAUAUUGGCAUCCUAGUGUACCAUACUCGCAGUGUAUAGCCAAAACAUUGGCCUUGAAACUCAGCAAAAGAAUGGGGAUUGAUUUGUUUGUUUGUUUGUUAAGGCACUUUAACUAACUCACUCAGGGGGUUGGAUUAGAUGAUCCUCGGGUUACCUUCCAACUCUACGAUUCUAUCGCCUGGGUCUUCUUUUGCCCAUCGCCCAGCAGAGGAGAAACACGUGUUUGGGGCCUUCACCUGAAAGGUGCAAGCAAUUACAGCCCUGGAAGGAGCCUCCCAGUUUCCCUGGGAGGUCUCAGACUUCUUUAAUCUGUCGAGAAAGGACUAAUGACUGGUGCGGGACGGCGAGAUCGGAAAUGAGAUAGAAUCAAGGGGAAAUAAUUUGGACACCAGGAAGCCUGCAUUUAAGCUGCUUAGAGAAGAAUCGUGCUUUAAUUUUAGGACUCCGCCUUGGGCUGCUUUCUCUCCCCUCCCACCCACCGCGGGCAUUUCUGGGGGCACCGUUAACCCUGUAGGUGCCUAGCGUUGUAGUCUGGUUUCCUUGUGUUGGGAAAAGCUUUGGUGCUGCCACCAGAUGCAGAAAUGUGUGUCUUUUAUCUGUAGCAAUCCUUAUGCUCGCCACCUGCUAUGACUACCCUGCAGUCCGCUCUGCCCACUGACUCGGAUUCUGUGGUGAUUGCUUGUAAGUAUGUAUGCAAAGCAUCGAUCCCCAAAACACCUACGUGGACGUAAGUCAGUCCGUGGAUCGCCACUGCAAACAAUUCUGCUUUAUCUGACUCUCCCCAAGACUUGCUUCAAUCAUUUCAGAGACGGCCAACAAUUCCCAACAAGGUCUCCUUAAGUUCUUGAGUCGUUGAAGACAUAUUAGCAAGCGGUAAAGGUUUAAGGAGAUUUGAGGGGUGCUGCCGAAAGAGGUUAAAACAACUCGGUUCAUUUUUUCCUCGGGGUUUCUCCUCCUCUCUGUCCUCGGAUUGCCCUUUCUUAUCUGCAAAUGAUAAGGAACGUCUGCAAAAGGGUGCGAAGCCUGCUUUUAGCACCCGAUCAGUCCACGAUUUAUACAACAACAACAACGACAAAAUCUGGUUGCAAGGGGGGUCCCAGCAGGAGUGUGGGGAAAGUUGCAAAAUCUAAAGUAAGCGGAAGAUCUUUCAGCCAAAAGUUGCAACCUUAAGUCCUAGGGAAAUCAGUGACAAGAUUCAAGUAGUAUGAGAAGAUAUUGGAAUCUGCAAGACAUUUCUGACUGCGGCAAACCUUUCCUGAAUUCUUCCCAUUCAUUAGGAUGAUUGCUGUGGAUUUUGUGCAAGAAUUUGGAAAACAGCGUUCAAAGCAACAACCUAGAACAUUUAAAGCAUGUCCGGAUGGCAUUGCUGUAGUGUGCUUUUGCCUUCUCAUCCUUUACCGGUUUACUCUGAUGUAG
Molecule: messenger RNA, 4046 nt
Organism: Podarcis lilfordi (Lilford's wall lizard)
Lineage: Eukaryota; Metazoa; Chordata; Lepidosauria; Squamata; Lacertidae
Source: the annotation of a GenBank genome assembly